AUGAAGUCCGCCGCAGCCCUGACAGCCAUCAUCACCCUCGCCGCAGGCCACGGCAUCGUGACGAGCCCGCCAGCCCGACAGGUCGGCGACGCCUUCAAGGCGGCGUGCGGCGAGCAGCCCUUCAACAACCAGAAGGGCGACCCCUACGGCAACCAGCAACAACUCGAGCAGAACGCCUCGUCGCAGAAGGACUUCAACGCGACGUCGUGCCAGUUCUUCAUGUGCAAGGGCUACCAGCUGGCGGACAACACGGCCAACGUGCAGUCCUUCACGGCGGGGCAGACGGUCCAGAUGAAGGUCGACAUCCGCGCGCCGCACACGGGCGACUGCAACGUGAGCGUCAUCGACCUGGGCAGCAACACCGUUAUCGGCACCCCCAUGAUCGAGUUCCAGAACUAUGCUAGCACCAGCACGGGCGUCGCCAAGAACAACACCGACUUUGAGAUCACGAUGCCGGAUGUGGCUGCGCAGUGCGGGCAGGCUGGGAAGUGUGCCGUGCAGUGGUGGUGGGACAGCAGGGAGGCGGACCAGACUUAUAUGAGCUGUAUUGACUUCACCAUGGCUUAG
Diaporthe citri is the source of this 567-nucleotide messenger RNA. RefSeq lists its product as uncharacterized. Lineage: Eukaryota; Fungi; Ascomycota; Sordariomycetes; Diaporthales; Diaporthaceae. Bases 1 to 567 code for a protein of 188 amino acids. The record is from RefSeq and is a predicted model, not a curated record. The transcript has a single exon.